AUCAUGACUCUUCCCCCACCCCGCGACGGCGGCUGGCGUCCUGGAGACGGACGGAGGCCGGGAAGGAGCAACGCGCGCUGGGGAGAUGCUGAGCCCCGAGCGCCUGUCCCUGCCGGGGCCCGAGUACUUGGCUCAGAGACAUGUCCUCACGUAUAUGGAGGAUGCAGUGAGCCAGCUGCUGGAGAACAGAGAAGAUAUUAGUCAGUAUGGCAUUGCCAGAUUCUUCACUGAAUAUUUUAACAGUGUGCGUCAAGGAACUCACAUUUUGUUCCGAGAGUUCAGCUUCAUCCAAGCCACGCCCCACAACAGGGCAUCCUUCCUACGGACCUUCUGGAGAUGCUUCCGAGCAGUGGGUAAAAAUGGAGAUUUGCUGACAGCGAAGGAGUACCACUGUCUGCUGCAGCUGCUCUGCCCUGACUUCCCAAUGGAACUUACUCAGAAGGCAGCAAGGAUUGUGCUCAUGGAUGACGCCAUGGACUGUUUGAUGUCUUUUUCUGAUUUCCUCUUUGCCUUCCAGAUACAAUUUUACUACUCAGAGUUCCUAGAUAGUGUUGCUGCCAUUUAUCAAGAUCUGUUGACUGGUAAGAAUCCGAACACUGUGAUUGUGCCAACAUCAUCCUCUGGGCAGCACCGUUCACGCCUGGCUCCGAGUGAGUGCAGCCCACUUGAUGGGGUGGAGGCAUCUCUGUUCUACCACUGCCUAGAGUCCCUGUGUGAUAGGUCAAAAUACAGCUGUCCCCCAUCUGCCCUUGUCAAAGAGGUGCUGAGCAGUGUACAGAGACUGACCUUCUAUGGAUUCCUUAUGGCUCUUGCAAAGCAUCAUGGGAUCAACAGAGCCCUAGGGGCUCUGCCAGAUAAAGGAGACCUGCUUCUCGACCCUCCCAUGGAUCAGGAAUUGGAGAAACUACUAUCUCAGGUUUCAGGGCUAUCCAUCUCCACUCCAGCCGGCUCCAGUGGGGAUAUUGCCAACCUACCUACCCGCCGCUCCCCCUGGAAACCUCUCCACCACCGCCAGAAAGUGAAUAUAGAGAGCGAUGGCUCCACCGACGAGACAGAAUCCUCUGAGAACUAAUCCUCCUCCUGGCUCCCCCUAGACUGAUGGGGAUGUGGGGGAACAGCACCUCAUUCCAGAUGCUGAAAAGUGAUGGGCAUUGCUUCUGAAGAUGGGGCCCACCCAUUCUGCACCUGCAUCUAGGUACAGGUACAUCCACACCAUUACCAGGACCACCAAUCCCAUCCCAGUCAAAACAAAACCAUUCUCCUAUCUCCUAAUUAGCUGAGGCAGCUCUCAUCCAGGGGCCACUUCCAGUUUUAGAGUUAUGCUGCCCUCUGCUGGCAAAUCAGACAAACCAGUGGAAGAAUGCUCCUGGAAGACCUCUCCACUCAAUCUUCCUCUACUCAAAGAGUGGUAGGAAAUUCUCCUACUGUUGAUCUCACUCUGGUGCAGUUGGACAGGUGCUAGCAACAGUGGGUGUUUUGUUGUGUAACUCCUCAGACCUGGUGUAGACAAUCUGGUGAUUAGAAGCUGGUCUACACUAGUGCUUUUACUAUAAUUACUCCUGGCAGAGCUGCACCUGUGCUAGAACAGUGAGAGAAGUUCCUAAAAUUAGAAAAGACCUAGCUGUUGUCCUCUUCACACCAUCUGUGUUUUCUCCUCAGAGGAGUGUCCAAGAGAUGCCAAAGUAAAAGGACACAAAGUUUCAGUUAACAAGUACUACACCAUUGUAGUACUCAUGUUGUAGUUGGUAAUAUAGAUGUAUGGCUCAUCUGUUGUAUUAGUUUAUCCUCUCGAAGGACUCUCUCUAGAUUCUGUCUCCCUGGGACCACCCUCUCUAUAAUUACAUCAUCUAAGGAGAAGAACACAGCAUAUAAAUUCCCUGGCCACAGACCUUGUGGUCCACAAACAUAGUGUCCUAGCUGCUGUGUUAGAUAGGAUGGAGUGUUGGGGGUAGGGGGAAAGCAAGGGUGAGAGUUAUCUUCACUAAAUCUCAGUUACCGGUAGUGAGAGUGCAGGCAUUAAUAUAGCAGCAGUGGCGUCAACAUCACUUGAAUUCUGCCCCUACAGGAAAUAAUCCCCCUCCCGUAUGCAUUAUUACUGGAUAAUCAGACUAUUAUGGAACUGUAGCAGUUUGGUCUCCACUGCCCUGGAGGCCUAAAUGGGGGGAGCAGAGUUUGGCGUUUCAUAGUUUGCCUUGGUCUGCCCCACAGGCCAGUUGUCUCCCCGGGGUUUCACUCUCCUGAUUCUCAGGGAGUCUUUCCCCCUCCCCUAGGUUUGUGAGGUGCAGAACACCUGGAGCAGUUCAUCUGAGGUUUGGAGCUAAAUUGGGCAAUGCUACGCAGCCAAGAGUUAGGCUCCACUUAAUGGAACCAGAAUGGACUUGGCCCUACAGCAAUCUGUUAUAAAAAUAAGCUUGCUCAAAUCCUCCCCUGCCUGUGCCCCUGCACCUGCCCCAGCUGAGAAGAGCUGGUAGGUAGGGUAUUUAUGUAUUGUAAUUUAUUUUAUUUAAACUGCUGUAACAGUCCUGUCUGUCUUUGAGUAACUACACCAUCCAGGGAAUAAAGCACUUAGUGCAAGGUGAAUACUAA
Gopherus flavomarginatus (Mexican gopher tortoise) is the source of this 2586-nucleotide messenger RNA. It is a transcript of the gene CSTPP1, whose product is annotated as centriolar satellite-associated tubulin polyglutamylase complex regulator 1. Lineage: Eukaryota; Metazoa; Chordata; Testudines; Testudinidae. The coding region runs from base 86 to 1072 and encodes 328 amino acids. The record is from RefSeq and is a predicted model, not a curated record. The transcript is spliced from 9 exons.